AUGCAAUACGUUGGAAGAGCUAUAGGCUCGGUAUCAAAAACGUGGUCUCAAAUCAAUCCCGCUACAUUAUCAGGAGCAAUUGAUGUUAUAGUGGUAGAACAACCAAAUGGUGACUUAUCAUGUUCACCAUUCCAUGUUAGGUUUGGGAAGUUUCAAAUACUGAAGCCCUCACAGAAAAGGGUAGAUAUUAUAAUUAAUGGCAAGAAAAGUGACUUACCAAUGAAACUAGCCGAUAACGGCGAAGCAUAUUUUGUUUUUGAAACCAGUAAAGAAUUAAAAGGUAUACCAGAUGAAUUAUUGGCAUCCCCUGUAGCCAGUGCUGCUAGUAGUCCAGAACUUAAAAGUCAAAGGAGAUCCGAUGAACCUGAAUAUCUAAAUAUAAAUGAAGAGAGCUCACAACAAGUUCAUCAACAAGGGGAAGAGGAGGAGGAGGAAGAGAAUUACGACCUUACCAAGAGAUUUCAAGAAAAAUUAAAUAAAAGAUUAACUCAGAUACAUGUUCCAAGUAAAUCUGACAAUAAUGGUGAUUUACUGCUGGAUAUGGAAGGUUAUAAACCAACUCAGGACAUGAUGCAUGAUACUGAUAUGCAGUUGAAACAACUAUUGAAGGACGAAUUAGGGAGUGAUAUGGAUAUCGCACAAUUUAUAAAGGAAGAUCCUAAUGGAUCCAUUAGAAUAAUUAAUCCUUAUGAGCAUUCUGGCGACACUCAGAUUAUGUCACCUAUUGGGUCUCCUUCUAUUAAUGCUAGCGAACCAGUAUUGUCACUGUCUGGUGAUAAUACAUUUAGAAGUGAUACCGAAGAUUUUGGUCCAUCUACAUCGUCUAUAGAGAUACCAUCAGAGGAAGUAUUGUCUGACAAUGAGGACGAACAUCUUAAAAUUGAUCACAUGGAAGAAACUUCUAAAAAACCACAAGAUGAUAAAAGAUAUAUAAGAACAAUUAGAUUAACCAAUGAACAAUUAAAGGCAUUGGGAUUAAUAUAUGGUGAAAAUGAUCUACAAUUUUCAAUUGAUCAUGGUAAAGCUGUAGUUAGCUCAAAAUUAUUUGUGUGGAGAUGGGAUGUACCAAUUGUAAUUAGUGAUAUUGAUGGUACAAUCACAAAGUCAGAUGCAUUAGGUCAUGUUUUGGCAAUGAUUGGGAAAGACUGGACUCAUCCAGGUGUAGCACGUCUUUUCAAUGAAAUUUCAAGGAAUGGGUACAAUAUUCUAUAUCUGACAGCAAGGGGUGCGGGACAAGCAGAUUCUACUAGAAGUUAUCUAAGGUCUAUUUUGCAAGACAACUAUAAAUUACCAGUAGGGCCUGUUAUUCUAUCCCCUGACAGAACAAUGGCUGCUUUAAGAAGAGAAGUAAUAUUGAAAAAGCCAGAAGUAUUCAAGAUUGCAUGUCUGAACGAUGUGAGAUCGUUAUAUUUUGAAGAUGAAUCCUCAGCUACUCAUAUUGAUAUUGGAAUUAAACAUGACUGUCCACAGGAUAACACAGGAUUGGAUGGUAAUAAAACUGAUGAAAGCCCUAUUGAAAUAGAAACGCCUUCUCAAAAUAAUUCAGAUAUGAAAGAUAAAGUAAAAGUAAAAUCACCAAUUACAUACCAUUACAAUGAGUUCGAUACUGAGGACAAGCCAACUCCAUUUUUUGCUGGGUUUGGUAAUCGUAUAACGGAUGCACUUUCUUAUAGGACAGUCGGUAUACCUAGUUCUCGUAUUUUUACUAUUAACACAGAAGGUGAAGUUCAUAUGGAACUGCUUGAACUUGCUGGUUAUAAAAGUUCAUAUUUGCAUAUUAACGAAUUAGUAGAUCAUUUUUUCCCACCAGUUAAUGUGAUUGACGAUGAUAUUAGAAGUUUACAUUCUACAAUGCCUGGAUCUCCCGUUAAUACCAGUGUCGAUCGAUAUGAUAAUUCAAACCUUAAUGAUGGAGAUUUGAGUAUGAAUGAAACCAAAUCCUUUUUCAGACCUAAUCAAGAAGAAAAAUAUACUGAUGUCAACUUUUGGAGGGAACCUAUUUUAAAUAUAGAUGAUCUCUCAGAUAUAAGUGAUAACGAUAAUAUAAGUAAACCAAACAUUGAGGACGAAUCUAGUAGAGUUGCAUCACCAACUGCGGUUAGAUAUUCAAAAAAGGAUAAUUUAACUAUCCCUGAAGACUCGGGUAAUUUUGAUAUAAAUACGAACGGUAAAAUGAUCCCAAACAAGAAAUCUAAUGAAGACAUUGGAAAACAGAUAUAUUUAAAGUUGGGUUCUCCAUUAGCGUCACCUCGUAUGUCAUCAAUUGAUUCUACAGAGAUUGAAAGUCCUCUGGCUCAAUUUUCUAUCUCUAAACCGCCAGCACCAUCUACAGGUGUAUCAAAGGUUAGCGUGUUAGAUGACCAACAUUCAAUGCAUAGUAAAAGAAACUCGGAUGACGAUAAUAGAAACUCAGAUGACGAAUUUGAUGAAGAUGACGAGUUUGAUGAAGAUGAAUUCGAUGAAGAUGAGUUCGUCGAUUGA
This is a messenger RNA of Maudiozyma saulgeensis, 2481 nucleotides long. NCBI's taxonomy places the organism in Eukaryota, Fungi, Ascomycota, Saccharomycetes, Saccharomycetales, Saccharomycetaceae. The record is from the annotation of a GenBank genome assembly.